CAAUCAGUGCAAAAAAUAAAAUGGAAGUGGCUAUUGGUACAGGUUCCUUGAGCAGGGAAAUGUACUCUUCUUUCACUCUGGCACAUAGUGUCCGAGUACUAGAUAUCAUGAACAAACACCGAAAGGACUGUCUUAAACUCUGCGACGUUGUUCUCAAAAUCGGAGACGAGCAUAUUCCGACACAUAGAGCCGUCUUGGCAGCCUGCAGCCCGUACUUUUACGCCAUGUUUACAAGUGAUUUAGUGGAGAGCCGGCAAAAAGUUGUCACCAUGAAAGACAUAGACGCAAAUGUAGUACAACAGCUGGUAGAUUUUGCUUACACAGGAAAGGUAGAAGUCAACGUAGAAAACGUACAGUCCAUUCUCGCGACUGCUUGUUGGGUACAGUUUCAUGAAGUUCGAGAACUUUGUUGUCAGUUUCUAGAAACCCAGCUGGAUCCUUCCAAUUGCUUGGGCAUCAGAAAGUUUACUGAGGCACAUGGUUGCGUGAAUUUUCUUAAGGUGGUGGAUAAUUUUGUCCUUGAAAACUUCAGGGAAGUAAUGAAGUCUGAAGAGUACGCCUUGCUUCCUUGUGAGUUGCUGAUCAAAGUGAUUUCAAGUGAUGACCUGAAUAUUAUUGCCGAAGAGGAAGUAUAUGAGGCCGUGAUGUCUUGGGUGAAUCACGACUUAAACAACCGUGUAAAACAACUUCCAAGCCUAAUACAAUUCGUCCGUAUGCCUCUGAUGUCUAAACAUUAUCUUUUAAACAGAGUAGAUCCAGACAAAUUGAUAAGAUCGGACAUGAAGUGUAGAGAUCUGUUGGAUGAAGCAAAAAACUUCCACCUUUUGCCCGAGCAAAGAGCCCAGUUUAGAACUGAUCGUAUGAAACCUCGGAAGUCAAUGGUCGGGACUUUAUACGCUGUUGGUGGAAAAGAAGCGGGGGAAACUAUUUCUAAUACAGUGGAGUGUUACAGGUAUUGAGUUGACGAUUAUUUGACCCACUAGUGUUCAUAAGUAAACCUCAUGUUUUUGUCCUUUGACACAGAGCUGUUGACGUGUAGGGAAUAUGCUACCCAUCAUGAAGUCCGUUGGACGUUUUCUAAGCACAAAACUUCAUAUAUCUGUCAGAUUCAAUAAUUCAGUGUAACUUGACGCUACACUCAAGUUAUUUUAAAGAUCAAAUAUUUGAACAAACUCAUAUUUGCGAAUUCCUCUAAGUAAUUCAUCAGAGUACAUCGAUACAAAAAUUGCCUGUCAGGAAUGUGUUAAGAGGUUAAGUGAACACGGUUGUUUUGACUCGCAUUUCGACUCCCACGAUGGUGAUCCUUUAAUUUUAAAUGAUUUUUAAUGGGAUCAAAGCAUUCUUGCUUGUUUUCUUCGAAAUUAAAAAUUGUGAAUUUGUAUCUUAACCAAACCAAUGUCCCUUCAAUGCGUAGGCUGAAUUGGUGCGACAGCAAAGUAUUUUUACACAAGACGCUACGGAGCGUACACUUCGGCGUUGUGGUUGUGGAACUAAUUAAAUGAAAAUGUGGAGGAAUAGUAAGAAAUCAAAUAUGGUAAGCGUAAGGUGUUAAUUUGUGACAUUAUGGGAUUUGUCAGGAUAUUCUAAAAAGAGCAACAUCCAAGAGGCCUACUUGCCAAAAACUAGGAUUUCAGGACAAAUUGUCUCCGAGAUAUUAGCCCAGUUAUGCUCUGAUGACUCCAUACAAAUCCUUCUAAAAAAACAAUUCUCUAUUUUUCUUAGUCACAUCAGGCUUCAAAAACAGCAUAGCAGUUUCAUGUACUGAUUAAAGAUAUGUAAGGCAUGGGUAAGGAGUCAGGGGCACCCAACGACAAUUUUCGGAAAAUAUCUGUUCGGAAGACGAUUUGAGAUCUAUAAUUUUUGGAACAUUUUUUCCAAAAUUUCUUGCUUGUCUUCCUCUCCUGGGAUUUUCGAACAUCUAAAAAAUGGUAUAAUUGCCCAUUUUUAAGCGAUUUUUACCCUAAAAGGGUCACCUACAAUUUUCGGGAGCCUUUUUUCUGGCUGAAAUUUUCGAAAAGGUAAGUUUUGAUCCUUAUAAUUUUCGAAUCACUAGACUUUCAGCUGGGAAAUCCGAACAGAUGAAAAAUUUUAGGGGAUAAAAAUAUGCCUAUAUCUACCGUUUUAAUACUAAAAUACGUUUAACAAUGCUAUAUUUAAGUGGUUUUGAACUAUAUUCUCGUUGGGUGCCCCUGAGGAGUCAAUUACGUUACGAGUUCGAAUGUUUUGAGGAUAAUUAUUCACUGACUAUCAGCACGCAGGGAUGUCGGAUUAACACAAGGAAGUUUAACACCAAAGGAACAUAGCCUUUACAGAGCUUUAAAACACAGCAUCCACCAACACAAACUUGACUUGAACUUUGAGUAAAACUAAACAGCCUCUACCAAUAAUAACAAACUGUCACUUGAACUUCAGAUAUCUUACGGCUUCCGCGAACUUGUAAAAACAGACCCUGAAAAUCGACCUUCGUCUCACUUGAGUAAACACAGCAGUCCAGCUCAUGGGAAAAAACUUAGUUCAUCAAAAGAACUCGCUUGGAACUUGUAUACCGUUUGACAUUAGGUUCUAGAAAAUACUAAACAGGCGAAUAGUAGUAGCUUUUCGAUAUAUUUUAUGAUUUCAGUAACUGAUGCAAAUCUGCUGACUCAUGCUGAAAUGUAAACAUGCCCUAAUUAAUUAUUCAUGGAUAAUCCAAAAACAUAGAGAAUGUUCGAGAAAGUCACUCAACGCAUGAAAGCAAAUAUUUUACUAUGUAACACUCAACAAAGACAAAAUGUCUUUGUGCAGCAUUUUUAAACUUUAAAUUCAUCAUAAAACAGUUCGAAAGGAGGGCUCACUCGUGAAAUGUUUUUCAAGACUCGAAGAGAAAUUUCGUGUCUCUGCGUGGCCACAAAAUAUCCUCUAUUUAUUCCUCAAGUAAUUAAAGACCAAACUCGAAGUGAUCUCAAGAUAUCGUGAAGUAGUCCGGUCUCAUUUCGUGAAAUAGUUGAAACAAGCCGAAAAGUCACGAACUUACACACCCAAUCUUGUCCCGAAACUAGUGCAUCAUUUCAUAACUAUUUUUCAUUUCCCAAACUACCUUGGGUCGCAGUAGCGCAAUCGGCUAAUCCCUCAACUUAAGAGUCUCCUCUGAUCUGACGGGUCACACAGGUGAGUCGGUUCAAACCCUGGGAAAGCCAAAAUAAUAAUUCUUUCUUCUUCGAAAAAGUUAAAGAAUAAAUCAAAGAAAUAGAAGUGAUCUCGAGAUAUCUCGAACAAAUAGCCGAAUAGAACCGAAAACCUACAGACUUUGCUUGCCCAAUCUUGUCAAAAAAAUACAACUUUGAUACAUUCCUGAGCGUCGUGAAUCCUUUACUUCGCGCUCCGCCGAAGUAAAAAUUAUUUCUUAUUGGUUACUCCUCAAAACGGAUAAUGGGCGCAUCUUUAUGACACAUUCAUACAUCUAGGUGGGAAUAUUCCAAACCUAGCAGGGGGCGGGGUACUCCGGAUUGGGAUGAUGAAAGGACUUUUUGGGGUAGGAAAUUUUGGCAAAUAUUUUUGUGGGUGGCUUGAUUUUUGUAGGGAUGUUUUAAGGUAUUCAAAACAAUCUGAAGAUCCGUUGUAGUGCACCAGUGCAUUCUGGCCGCAUAGUUCUGCAAAUAUCAAGUACAGCCGAAAAAAGUAUGACGUUAUAUCAGUUAAUGCUUUUUGGAAAUUUUUAAGGCUCAGAAAUUUGGCAUGGGACUUUAUUCAGGUUAAUUUUUGAUCCAGGUUUUUUGGGGGGGUUUUGAUUUUUGUCCCCAUUCGAUCAUGUUGUGCUUAAUUUUUUAUGUCAAGUAACUUUUCCUUUCUCUUUUGUAAUUAGGUAUGGUAGUGUAUGCUAAUGAAGUUGAAAUAAAAGAAAAAUAAAAAUUACCUGAGAUAAAAAAUUAGCUACAACAAUCAUCCCCAUCACUUGAAAUCCGGAGCACCCCGCCUCCCGGAUUCUAAAAUAGUGAAGGGAUAAAUUUUGUCUUACUAAGUGUAAACUGGUUAGAUUCUUUUGUCCAAUCAUGAAAGUCAGAGAGUACCUCUUCCAUGCCCGACAAACUGUUUGUUGUUGUCUCUCAUGAUCAGUCUCCAAAGCAACAUUUGGCAACCUGCUGCAUCACUCAAUGUCCCCAGACAACAGCUUGGUACAGGCAGUCUGGGAGGUCGUCUCUUUGCUGUAGGCGGCUCGGAUGGUUACUCGCGUUUGAGCACAGUUGAGUGCUUUUCACCUGAGGCAAACAGAUGGAUGUAUGUCAAGUCACUCAAUACAAGUCGAUCAGGAGUUGGUGUGGGUGUCCUUGGUGAAGCAAUGUAUGCCAUGGGUGGUUAUGAUGGACGGUCAUGUUUAAAAACUGUGGAAAGAUAUGAUCCUCUAGUGGAUAUUUGGAGUUUUGUUGCACCCACAAAUGUGACCCGCAGUUUUCCUGGUACGUGAUUGACUACUAGUUAUGUUGUAUUUUUCUCAAUGUCUAAAAAUACUCUUUUACUAAAACUCUGUUCACUAUAGAUCGUUUUCACUCACAUGGUUAGCAGCUAUGCAAAUUUCUCUGAAAAAAGGAAAGUUUUCACUUGAGAAAAGAGUUCAAUCCCCACUGGUACACCAAUAUACCAAUAUGGCCACCUUUUUGUCAAAAAAUUCCCCCAAGAACUUAGGGAAGGUCAGGCAGUUUUGAUGGAAAACACCAUUUCUGUUAAGAAUUGUUUAUUCAAGGGCACAAAAAUUGCAAAUUAUGGUAUGUUAGCAGUAAAUCUAAAAAAAAAUUGUGUGGCUGGCUCCUUGAGUGGGCAAGAUGGGGGCAAAUCCUAAGUUUCCAUUGGCCACCUAAACAGGCAAGAUAGGCCUGUCUUGCCCUCUCAGUGGUACCUGCUUUGCCCGGCAAGAAAAGGUAUUGUUUUUGUCAUUUAAUGAAUUCCUUAAAUUUAUCAAGCUUGUUUGGUCAAGAUGACUACAUAUUGGCCUCAUUCUUUUUGCUGUUUUUUUUCCCUUUUUGUCAGAGGGGCUUAAGGGAUUGUGGGAUAAUAAUGUGUGGUGUAGAGCUACACUGUAAAUUGGAACAUAUGGUGCAGAAUGAAACACAAGAACAUAUAACUAGAAUGAAAAGUGUUCCUAGAUUCUAGGGGGAUUUAAAAUACAACACUUUUGUUCUAAAUCAGUCUUACGGCUUUCCAUGUUGCCUUGAUGCGUGGGAUACCACUGAUUGCCCUCAUGUGAAAAACUCACUCACAACUUCACCAACACAGAACCACAGUUUCUUUUGAAUUAUAACUAAUUCAAGUUUAUUCACUCAGCUUUGUUAAUAUUAUGGUAUUAUUAAUAAUUUUUGUUUUUACACAGGCGUUGCAGAGCUUGGAGAUCGCAUCUUUGUAAUCGGUGGUAAUGAUGGAGUGUCAUUUUUAAAUUCAAUUGAAUGCUAUGACCCACAUACCAAUCGAUGGACUCAGCUUGCUCCUAUGAGUCGGCCUAGGGCGGGAAUAGGUGCAGCAGCUCUGGAUGGUCGCAUUUAUGCUAUUGGGGGCUUUGAUGGUGCCCAGAGACUUGAUAUAGUGGAAAUGUAUGAGCCUCGUAUGAAUGCAUGGCAAGAAGCUGCAUCAUUGAACUCAUGUCGCGAUGGUGUUUGUGUUAUGACUUACGGCUGUUGGGUUUAUGCCGUGGGUGGAAUAGAUGGACCUUCAUAUCUUAAUACUGUGGAGGCUUACGACCCAAGAACUGACCAAUGGGAGGAGGUCGUUCCCAUGACAAGAUGUCGAGCAGCUGCUGGAGUAGCAGUGUUGAAAAAUGCUCAUUGAAGUAAAAUUGAUCAUGGUAUUGAACUACAGACUCAAUUCAAGUUGUCAGGGCACAAAGCAAUUUUCUGCUGAUCACAGAAAACAAAAUCAAAGUAGUUUAUUCGAUCAUUCAUGAUACAUGAAGGCAAUCUGGGGAACCCUGGCUUUUUUGUUAUUAAUUUUACUGAUACCUUAAAGUUAUUAUAGCCAAAUUUGUUGUAUUGUGCUGUGUGUUUGCAAACUUCGAAUAGGUUUUUCUGUUCUGUCAAUCAUUUGAGUGGGGUGGAGUUAAUGCAAAUCACAAUGCAACACACUCGCCCAGCUUGGCCUGCAAAAACAAAAUUGAGAAUGACCCCUAAAAUGCUCAAGAAUAGCAAAGAAAUCGUGAUGAUAAGUGGAAUUUUUGUUGAGGGCAGGAGGCAGUCAUUGCUUUAUUCUUGCAAGAGGCAAGAAUAAGAAACAUCAUAAAAAGCUUUGAAGAAAACUAGUUGUCAUUGCCCGAAACAGGGCGAUGAUGAGCAGCGAACCUUGAAACACAGAAACAAACAAAGUGGAUCAAAAUGCACCAAUCACAAGUAAACAUGUGUUUCCUAAGAGGUCCGCUAAGAUGAUUGACAAAACAGAAAAACCCAAACUUCCUUCGAAGUUUGCAAAUCGCGCAGCGCGAUACAAUGAAUUUCACUAUAAUGCCAAGUUAUAAGCCCCAAUUAUUUAAGCCCCUGACAUAUUUUCUUGUUUAUACACUAGAUUACAGCUCCAACAGGAGUAAAAUGAAUAAAUUUUUCAGGAUGCAUACCCCUGACUCCACUUAGAGCAUGUAAGGCUUGAGUUUUUGGAAAAUGGUUGUGCUAUUUUUCCUGGAUCUAUGCUGAGCAGUUACACAACUGUUCAAUGCUUUGAAGACUGAAAAAAAAACUUCUUUUGAAAUUUUCAAAUCUUUCAGGAAGGAAUGCGUAUGGAUUUAAUACAUUAUUUUAAGAAAAUGCUAUACAUAGUUUAGUUUUAAUCUCAGGUUAGUUAAAAUGCUGGGUAAAAAGAUUUUUUGAGAAAUGUUCAAAUCACUCUAGUAAAAAAAUAUGGUUAUUUAAUCUACUCUUAAAUUUUGCGAAAAAUUUUACAUUGUUCAGUUUUAAUAGCAGGUUUGUUAAAUUGCUGACUGAAGACAA
Molecule: messenger RNA, 6938 nt
Organism: Porites evermanni
Lineage: Eukaryota; Metazoa; Cnidaria; Anthozoa; Scleractinia; Poritidae
Source: the annotation of a GenBank genome assembly